UGCGUUUUCUUUCACCACACAUAAAUCACCGCGAGGGAUUCUUAUCUCCGAGGAUACGCUGCCUUUCAAGGAACAUUGACAGGAAGAGGUCUGAUUAUAGUUUUCUGUCCUGUGUAACGAUAUGUUGGAAACGCCUGCUUGGCAACCAGGGUACAGAACGUGACAGGUGGUUGGCAUGUCGUCAACACGGACCCCCAACCUUGUUAACCCCCAACUCCAGCGCCAUGUCAUCGGGAUGUUUGGCUUGCUAGCAAAGUUCGGACGAAUGGACAAAGGCUGAAGUUUGACCUGUUGACUGCAGUUUUCUUCCCGAUGUUAAUGAUUUGUUCCACACCUGCGAGUUAUGCGAUGGCAUGCUGAUGUUACCGUUUAUAUUAGUGGAGCACGACAGAUACUGGACAGAAUAUCAAGACCUUGAUCCCAACGUUGCUGUACAUCAGACCUGUGUUUGUGCUAGCGCUGUUCUGUACAGGUCAGUUUAGAACACAUUAGCUCACUCAACAGCCUCUAAUUGCUGGCCUUACAAAGGCGAUAGGUGGGCGGGUUAAUCCACCCUUCGGGAAUUCUCCCUCUUCAGAAGAUUUCCUAUGGGAGAAUUAAAAGGGCUUGACCUUUAAACAGACGUUAUAUCGGGACAGAGUCCAGUGCAAAACAGUUGGCAAGAGUGUCUGGUAGAAAGAAGCAAUUUCUGCAAUGUCUGAUAAGUCAUUCAAAAACGGCUUGUUCGUCAGCAUGGUGAAGACAAAGGACGGUCUGUCGGUCCGAGCUGACAAGAGACGGGCUGUCAGGCUCGGCAAUCAGAACCUGUGCGAGGAGAGACGUUUGGCAGACGAGAAAACACGUUUGGACAAACAAGGGCACAAAGUCGGGAAACUUCUAGACAGAGAAAUGACGACCGUUGGACAUUUUCAUACCAAAGUCCACAUUCGUGCAAAAACAGUGCCGAUCGUUGAACUGCAGUCGGCUUGCCGCAGAUAUACUGAAAAGACUCCAGAACUACCGUGUACAACACCGCGAGAACAGACAAAACCGUCCCCUGACAAUGAUACACCGGGAGGCUGUAACCCAAAUGACGCAAGUCCGCCACCGUCGUCCUUACAGAUGGAGGACGCGGAGGACGAAGACGAUGAGACGCGCAGGCUGCAGUUCUUGUCCAUCGCCGCGUCCAUCAGACGGCCGUCCCUGAGCUGGGAGCAGCGCCUGGGCCGCCGCCAGGAGUACCUGUCACGGCACACGGAAAAACUGCGAGCAAAACUUCACUCCAAGGAACCCAAGCCGUGGAACAUUAACUAUGGCAUGCACGUCCCCAUGAAGAAAAAACUCAAGCCGGUCUGUUGGACUAUUUAGGAUAUACUGAGUGCAUUUGAUUAUAGACACAGAAACGCCAUGAUGGAAACUAAUUCUCGCUUUUUUCAUACCAACGCUAUCAAUAUUGAC
This is a messenger RNA of Branchiostoma belcheri (Belcher's lancelet), 1437 nucleotides long. RefSeq lists its product as uncharacterized. The record is from RefSeq and is a predicted model, not a curated record. NCBI's taxonomy places the organism in Eukaryota, Metazoa, Chordata, Leptocardii, Amphioxiformes, Branchiostomatidae. The transcript has a single exon. Bases 694 to 1347 code for a protein of 217 amino acids.